UCCUCUUUCCCUCUCUCGGGUAUGGACGGUCGUCGGCGUCUGGGACAGUCAAAAUUAUUCCGCUUAAACCCUAGAGGUUAGGGUUUAUGGUGGCGCCAGCCACACGAUGACAUGAUACAUCGACGCUUCGAAUUCAAUUUCUCCAUCUUCAACACUCAAAUCUCGUAACUUAUUUUUUGUAUUGGUUAUAUUCAUGGCUGCUUCUAAAUUAUCAUCAUGUGCUGCGAUAGCUGCCACAGUCGCUUCAUUCUCCACGAUCCAAAAUAUCGUAUACGCUGAAUCGCCUUUUCGUUUCCCUUCUUUUUAUAACUCGUCCUCUUCUUCGUCGUCGAACAGUAUUCCCGACCAAUCUUCGGAUGGGAAAGCCGAUACCAAAGCGGAAUCGCAGGAGUCGAAAGGCGGUUUCGACCCCGAAGCUUUGGAGAGAGGUGCCAAAGCUCUCCGAGAAAUCAACAGUUCUACGCAUGCCAAAGAGGUUUUCGACGUCAUGAGGAAGCAGGAGCAGACACGGUUAGCUGAUUUAGCAGCGGAGAAGAUUCAUUAUGAAGCAAUUCAAGCUCAAAUUGAUGUUGACAGACAGAGGAAGGUAGCUGAAGAGCAAAGAAAUCUAGUGCAGCAACAAGCACAGGCGAAAGCUCAAAUGCUUCGUUAUGAAGACGAACUGGCCAGGAAAAGAAUGCAGACAGAUCAUGAAGCUCAGAGGCGUCAUAAUGCUGAACUAGUCAGGAUGCAAGAGGAGUCAUCUGUACGCAAAGAACAAGCAAGAAGAGCUACUGAGGAGCAGAUUCAAGCUCAGCAACGGCAGACUGAGAAAGAGAGAGCUGAGAUCGAACGGGAAACGAUACGAGUUAAGGCCAUGGCUGAGGCUGAAGGCCGGGCCCAUGAGGCUAAAUUGACCGAGGACCACAAUAGGAGAAUGCUUGUUGAACGGAUAAAUGGUGAAAGAGAGAAAUGGCUUGCUGCAAUCAACACAACUUUUAGUCACAUUGAAGGGGGUGUUAGGGCAUUAUUGACUGAUAGGAAUAAGUUGCUUAUGACGGUUGGAGGAGCUACUGCAUUAGCUGCAGGCAUUUAUACAACUAGAGAAGGUGCUAGGGUUACAUGGGGAUAUGUUAACCGGAUACUGGGGCAGCCUUCACUUAUUAGGGAAUCAUCUAUUGGAAAAUUUCCAUGGUCAGGGAUGAUGUCCCAAGCUAAGAACAUAGUUUCGAGAUACACCACAGCUGCAGGGCCUGCCGAUGGUAAAAAGGCUUUUGAAAAUGUGGUCCUCCAUCCUUCAUUGAAGAGGAGAAUAGAGCACCUGGCUAGAGCUACGGCAAACACCAGGACUCACCAGGCACCAUUUCGCAACAUGUUGUUUUAUGGGCCUCCUGGUACCGGUAAAACUAUGGUUGCAAAGGAAAUAGCUCGAAAAUCGUGGUUGGAUUAUGCUAUGAUGACAGGAGGAGAUGUUGCACCCCUAGGUGCUCAGGCUGUUACCAAAAUCCAUGAGAUAUUCGAUUGGGCUAAAAAGUCAAAUAAAGGUUUGCUGCUUUUUAUUGAUGAGGCUGAUGCUUUCUUAUGCGAGCGUAACAGCAUGCAUAUGAGUGAAGCUCAACGGAGCGCCUUAAAUGCACUGCUCUUCCGAACGGGGGACCAAUCAAGAGAUGUGGUUCUUGUCCUUGCUACUAACAGGCCAGGGGAUCUCGACAGUGCCAUCACGGAUCGAAUUGAUGAAGUAAUUGAGUUUCCACUUCCUGGGGAAGAGGAGAGAUUCAAUCUUCUGAACCUCUACCUGCGUAAGUACCUAUCUAAUGAAGGUGAAAACACAUCUAAUAUAAAAAACAACCCAUUCAAAAAGAAGCCACAGAACAUAACUAUAAAAGAUAUCUCCGAAGACGUGAUCCGGGAGGCUGCCCAGAAGACAGAAGGGUUCUCUGGCCGUGAGAUAGCGAAACUUAUGGCUGGUAUUCAAGCAGCAGUUUAUGGGCGCCCGGACUGUGUUUUGGAUUCCCAGUUAUUUAGAGAGAUUUUAGAUUACAAAGUUGCAGAACAUCACCGGCGAGUAAAACUAGCUGCUGAUGGCAGUCAGCCGGCCGUCAAUGUAGGUUGAUUAGUAGGGUUCUAAUUGAAGCAUGAUGUAUUGCGGGAAUUUUGUUUUAUCCCUUUAUUCACUUAUCUGCUGGGUUAUACCAUUCAAAUUUUGUCAUGUUAGAUUUAUAUCUUUGGUUGAUGAAGUAGAUGUUAUCUCUAGAUUGACUCUUAAGAGAUGGCAAUUUAGGUAUUGUGUUCUUUGGGAUUCUAAAUUAGGGCAAUUGGGAUUUAACAAUAGGGUUUUCCCCCCUUCAAAUGGGAAAACACAUGAUUCUGUUUCA
Carica papaya (papaya) is the source of this 2354-nucleotide messenger RNA. RefSeq names its product AAA-type ATPase family protein. Lineage: Eukaryota; Viridiplantae; Streptophyta; Magnoliopsida; Brassicales; Caricaceae. Gene Ontology annotation, cellular component: mitochondrion. The record is from RefSeq and is a predicted model, not a curated record. Gene Ontology annotation, biological process: mitochondrion organization. Gene Ontology annotation, molecular function: zinc ion binding; ATP hydrolysis activity; ATP binding.